UGAGUAUCGACUCCGGAGGCUGCACAAGGCCGGAGGGCUGCACCGGAGGCUGCAUAGGAAGGCUAGAUCUAGUUUACAUCCAACAUGCAAAUUUCCUAUCAGCAAGGUCCGACCCGCUGGCUACGUCACUAAGCUCACGGCACAAGCAACACCACUAUUACUAAUUAGGGAUAGUGUUUAGCCGGGCUAGACUCUAUCACCAGUUAGGAAGUUUAUUUGAACGCUCUCGUUGCGCACGUCUUGCUAAUGCUCUCACCACUAGAAGUGAUCACCAACUCGUGCACGGCCACCAGCUAAUGCACGGUUACCGAGCGCCACCACCACCAUCUUCAAAAAUUCACAGCUUCAUCAAUUUUCUACCAAAUUGCUUCAAACAUGGAUCAAAUGGAAGUCGCGAUCGCGGAGCUUCGUAUCUGCGAGGGCAAGAACAUCGCAAAGGUUGCUAGGGGACACGGGAUUAUCCGGAGUACCCUUUCUCGCCGCUACCAUGGAAAGACAGUAUCUCGAUCGGAUGCGCACGAAAAUCAACGAAACCUCGACGCUGCGCAAUCGGCUGCGCUUCUUAGCUAUAUUAAAAGCCUUACAGAGAGAGGAUUGCCUCCUACCAUUGAAAUGCUAAGGAAUAUAGCCGCCGAGAUUAUAGGCUAUAUGCUAGGCAAGAAUUAGGCUACUAGGUGGAUUUCAACGCAUAGUAUAGUGCUUAAUUCUAGGUAUCUUUUAACGCU
Molecule: messenger RNA, 725 nt
Organism: Mytilinidion resinicola
Lineage: Eukaryota; Fungi; Ascomycota; Dothideomycetes; Mytilinidiales; Mytilinidiaceae
Exons: 2
Coding region: 376-666 (96 amino acids)
Source: RefSeq, a predicted model, not a curated record